Meira miltonrushii is the source of this 2658-nucleotide messenger RNA. RefSeq lists its product as uncharacterized. Lineage: Eukaryota; Fungi; Basidiomycota; Exobasidiomycetes; Exobasidiales; Brachybasidiaceae. Gene Ontology annotation, cellular component: cytoplasm. The record is from RefSeq and is a predicted model, not a curated record. The transcript has a single exon. Gene Ontology annotation, molecular function: beta-1,4-mannosyltransferase activity. The coding region runs from base 44 to 2623 and encodes 859 amino acids.
AGCUGCAAAUAAGCCUGUCAACUGGUCUUCCUUGCCAGAUGGAAUGCUUAGACGAACGAUUCGUCUGGCGUUUCUAACUUCUAUUGCUUUACUAUUACAAAAAUUAGAGUGUGGACUUGGUGCAUUUUACCCGACAAUGGACGCAGAAGUGAUUCUUCAAAGUCAAGGAACUUUAUGGUAUCCGAGUUGGUGUUCAUUAACACAGGAUAGUCAAGGGAGAGUGAUAGGAACCUCGACCUCCGUUUCAGAUUUCUUAUCGUCUCUGGUACGUAUAUUCACCAGCUUUGAUAACCAACAACAGUUGAACGAUAACAGUAUGCUAUGGACUAUGCCUUUGCAAUUAUGGGGAAUGUUGUAUGUCAUGAUGUGCAUGCCAAUCGUGAUCAAUCUGAACGCUCCCAGAAGAUUUAUCUUUUACGCAAUCAUGAUCGUUCUUCUCGGAUUCACUUAUUCUCAAUAUCUAACCUUCUUUAUCGGAAUGGUAGUGGCCGAUUUGCGUGCUUCAGGCUUGAUCAAGAAGCUACAACAUCGCUCGAGGAUUGCUUUCUUAUCUGUGGAACUACUUUUGGCAGCAACGUUCUUCGUCUUUUUGUGUUACAAUACCAUCGAAGGCUCAAUCGUUCGCGCAAUCUCUCCAACAACAUUUGAUCGAGGCGUGAUGGGAGUGGAUACACAAGAGGAUGAUUUUGCAAGGCAACCUAUGGUUCUAUUUCGCGCUUCACUUCUUUAUAUUUGGCUAGAAAUGUCGGUCACUUUACAGUUCUUGGUUGACAACUUUUUUUUACGAGCGAUUGGAAGAGUAGGAUUUGGAUUCUAUGUUUCACAAAUGUCGGUGCUUUAUCUUGUCAUUCCUCCAAUGGUUUCAAAGUACCAUGAAAGUGGUGAUCUAUAUUGGAACGGUAUCAUUUGCACUUGGCUCGCUUGUUUUACCACAAAUUACGUUGUAGCUUGGAUCUUAACCAAAACUGUUGACAGAAUGGGUCAAAUAUUUUCUACAUGGAUAUCGAAAACAAUGGCAAGAGAAGGCUUUAUCGGCUUGAUUCGAGAAGGAUUGAAAAAUACUUUCAAUGCGAUAUGCUAUCUUCCGCGAUUAUGUACAACUGAUUUUGCCAAAUCAGUCUCCAGUAAAGGAUCCAAGACAAGAAGCUUCUGUCAUAAAGUUGCUAAUUGGAGAACGCCGGUGCCAAUUGUCCCGCCUCCUGAACAUCCACUUCAUUAUGGAUUGAAUCAAAACGAGUUACACUCCACUUUGUUCGAUGCUGAUAUCUCUAAUGAUGAACAAGCCGUUCGAACAAGGAAAGUUCUUCGUAUUUGGUCCUACAUGGCACCAAUCAAUGCUUUAAUCAUUUCUGGCAUUGCCUUAACCUGGGGGUUACUCAAUCCUUGGCAUGGAUUCACAACCAAGAAUGUGGUAUCAUUCAGCGCAAUAUGGCGGGCUAUGUGGUUGUUUGCCGUUCCAUAUUGCAUUAUCACUUUUAUCGGUUUUGCAACGCCUGAUAUCACCAGAACGCCCGAACAACAGAAGAAACAACCGGUCAAAAGAGAAUUUAUCCGAAACUUCUACAUUCUUUCAGUCACAAGAGGUAGCAACCCAGAAGCCACGAGAAGAGCACACUCGAAAUUGAAGAAACUGGAGCAAUACCAUCCUGCCGUGCGUGUUUGCGUUUUGACCGAUGAACCGUAUGUUUAUCCCGAUUUGGAUAACAUCGUUUGUCCAAAAAGCUACGUUUCUCCAAAAGGCUUGGCAAAACACAAAGCCAGAGCUCUUGACUACUUCCGCCAUACGAUGCAAUUAGGACCGUACGAUUUCGUUUUGCACAUGGACGAAGAAUCAACAAUGGACGCAGAAUCACUUCGUGGCUGUUUCGAUUUUGUACGUUACACCACUCAUCAUAUGGGUCAAGGAAUCAUCAUUUAUAAUGGUCACAAUUAUUGGGCAAAUUGGAAAGCUUGGCUAUUUGCUGUGGCUGAUACUAUUCGUGUUGGAGAUGAUUUGGCGCGCUUUUCACUUCAAACAAAUGUUAUCCAUCGUCCCGUUUUUGGCAUCCAUGGUAGCUUUUUGCUGCUCAAUGGAGAAGCUGAGAAUGUGGUGGGUUGGGAUUUCUCAAGUUUAGCAGAAGAUUUCGAGUUCAGUCAAGCUGCAUGGAUGAAAGGCUUCACUCUCGGUCGUAUUCAUGGUGUUGUACGAGAACAAUCACCCGAGGGAUUUCAAGAUAUGCUUAAACAAAGAAGACGUUGGUACAUGGGCAUCCGUCAAAUCAGAGGAGUGUAUUAUCUUCCACAAUUGGGCAUCAAAUUGUGGACUUUGGGUUUGUUCUGUCUGGUUGCAACGGUUGCCAAUUUGCUUUUUUCACUCUUGAUACAAUGGUCAGGUCCAUCACCGAUGUGGAUUUAUACUUUGAGCGUUUUCUGUUUUGGUGCAUUUCAAUGGCUCUAUUCAGGUGGUCUGCUAUUUCAAGAAAUGGAUUACGGCUAUAAAUUACGAGAUGCAUGGCAAGUGCCCCUACACUUUCUCGCCCUCAUCGUCAUUCAGCCAUUCAUGGCAGCUGUUGAAGCUUGUGCUGUUGUUUGGGCAAUGUCUACCGAAGAUGGAGAAGUUGGCUUCCAAGUGGUGAAAAAGUGAAGAUGCAAUCGUACUGUACAAUAGGUGUAAAUGAC